AUGUUUCCAGGUGUCCAUGAAACCCAAUACACAGAACAGCAACUUCUGGACCAGCUAGAAGCUUGCGCCGAGAGCUUGGAGCUUUCGGAGAGAUACGAGCUUUUGGGUAGCUUAUAUCGGCUCAUACUGCCAAUUCACGAACGUAGAAGGGACUACGAGGCUUUGGCCGCCUGCUACGGCCGAUUGAGAGAGGCCUGUCUACGCGUAGCCGAAGUCGCUAGAACCGGAAAAAGAUUACUAGGUAGGAUGAUAUAUACAGGGUGUCCCAGAACUCAACGUCAAGUCCUAACGCGGUUACCAAAAUCUGAACCAAUGCGAGAAGAACUUUUUGAGGUUGACACUGACGCUGAUCAAAUAGACGAUGUUAUGUCCAGAAGUCACAGUGAUGGUAUCAGAAAACAAGGACAUUUGCUCAAAGGACCUGAUACUUCAUCUGAUAGGAUGUUUGCACAUAUUGGAUCUAAAAGCUUCAAGAGAAGAUAUUGUUAUCUUCGUCAAGAAGUUGAUGGAACUUACAUUCUGGAGCUCCACAAGGAUGAAAAGAAGGGCGAUGCAAAGGCUACCAUUGUUAUGGACUUCUGUACUGAUGUAGUAACUAAUACAAAGAAAGGUCGAUACGGAUUUGAAUUAAAAAUGAUAGAAGGACAUAGAUCGUACACUUUGGCAGCAGAUUGUGAAGCAGAAAUGCAGGACUGGGUUGCUAAAUUAAAAGCUGUGAUAGAACAAAUUAAACUACAAGAAGAGAAAAGGGCUGCAUCAUUGGAAAGAGCACCGCCAUCGCCUGCACCUUCGCCAGCACUGACCUAUGGAACCCUCAAGGGGUUAGAACAAAGUAUGAAUCCUCAGUUGAUAAGAUAUAGUAGAGAAACCGAUAUUUCGAUAGCCAGUUCCAGAAAAGAAGGAAGAAGACGUCUUUUUAGUGGUUACGUGCAGCCGAAUAAGGCGACUCCUCAACCUAAUGUUGAACCUUACAAGGAGCAGUUUGGCCAACGCAUAUCCCUAGUUUGCGAAUCCCUGAAGUUUCGUCUCCAAGCCCCUGUCGAUGGCGAAAAAGAAACCUUGUGCCAGGUCGAGCCCUAUUUCACGUCCCUUUGUUUGUACGAUGCUCGAGCCAAUAGGAAAUUGACCGAAAACUUCUACUUCGACGUCAACCAUGACGUCUGUCGGAAACUGUUGGAGAUAAUAACAACUCUGGAACUAUGUUGUACAAACGGCACAGGUGAUGAUAAAAAAUCUGCAACAAAUGGUCAUUCACCAACUGCUGGAGAUGGAAUGAAGAACGGUUGUUCUGGAACUAAUGGUAGUGCUGGUGGCGAUGGCGAGGAAUGCGGAAUGUUCGAUGCUAAAUGGAUAGAGCAUCCCAGACAAGCGAUAUUAAGUGUGACCAAUCCACACCCCGAUGUAUUUUUAGUCGUAAGAAUUGAUAAAGUGUUGCAAGGCGGUAUCUGCAACACUUCAGAGCCUUAUUUGAAAGCUACAAAAGAUCCACGUUUAGGUUUAAAAGUACAUAAAUCUGUGAAAACAUACUGCCAAAGAUUAGGACAAUAUAGGAUGCCAUUCGCAUGGGCUGCGAGGCCUUUAUUUAGAUUAUAUAGCAAUGAAUUAGAUACAACUUCAGAAUUUCCGUCCAUAUAUCGACAAGAGGGUCACAAGUUGAAAGAUGAGGAUCUCUUAAAAUUACUAGCAGAUUAUCGCAAACCUGAUAAAUUGAACAAAUUGACUGUAGUACCAGGAUGGCUGAAAAUAUCACUGCAACCGAUUGUAGAAUUACCAGAAAAUUGUUUGACCACUUCGUUGAUACCUUUAAGACCAUUUCCGAACCCACCAACAUGCGAGCCGACGAUAGAAAUUGCUGAAUUCCAAAGUCCGUCAGAUCGUGAUGUACACCCUUAUACAGUAUUCACAAACCACCUGUACGUCUAUCCACAAUCUCUCAUGUUCGACACCCCAAAAAUAUUCAACAGGGCAAGAAAUAUAGGUUGUAUUGUUGAAUUAAGAGACAGCGACGCAAAGGAUGCACAACCACUUAAAUGUAUAUAUGGUAGACCUGGUGGUCUUCCUUUGACCACACGAGUAAUUUGCCCUGUGGUCCAUCAUAAUACAACUCCAACGUUUUACGAAGAAGUAAAAAUACGUCUUCCAAUAACAUUAGAUUCAUCACAUCAUAUAUUGUUCACGUUCAUGCACAUUUCAUGUGAAAUUUCGAAAAAGAAAGACUGCAACUCCGAUAGUUGUGUGGGGUACGCUUGGAUCCCUUUGAUUAGUAAGGGAAAAUUGAAUCUGGAUACACAGACAAUCGCGGUAUCUACUCAUCUGCCACCAGGUUACCUUUCGAUACAGCCUUUAGGACUAGGAAAAGGGAAUGCUGGACCAGAAAUCACCUGGAUAGACUCCCAGAGGCCAUUAUUUACAAUUGCAUUCAAUUUAAAUUCAACAGUUCUCACUCAAGACAUACAUUUACAAAAUUUAUUUACCCAUGCUGAAAAACUGGUCGACAACAAACCUUCGGCAAUUCCUUCCGAGAGCGAAACCUGCAAAAUUUUGAAAGCUGCUCAUGCUAUUCAAACAGUGACCGUUAUAACAUUUUUGCCGACGAUUUUGAACCAAUUAUUUGCCCUGCUGGUUAUAACGAAUAGUGAAGAAGUUGGCCAUAAUAUUAUUCGGCUGUUGGUGCAUAUAAUACAUAUGAUUCAUGAGUCUGGUAGAAAUGAUAUUUUGCUGAGUUAUGUUAAGACUGUCGAAAAUAUGUUUUUCGAACGCGAAAUGGCAUCUUUUACUGCUGGAUCUGCCCUUUCAAUUUCAUAA
This is a messenger RNA of Ctenocephalides felis (cat flea), 2805 nucleotides long. RefSeq names its product dedicator of cytokinesis protein 9-like. The record is from RefSeq and is a predicted model, not a curated record. Gene Ontology annotation, biological process: small GTPase-mediated signal transduction; positive regulation of GTPase activity. NCBI's taxonomy places the organism in Eukaryota, Metazoa, Arthropoda, Insecta, Siphonaptera, Pulicidae. Bases 1 to 2805 code for a protein of 934 amino acids. Gene Ontology annotation, molecular function: guanyl-nucleotide exchange factor activity. The transcript has 18 exons.